Messenger RNA from Penicillium riverlandense, 936 nucleotides. RefSeq lists its product as uncharacterized. Gene Ontology annotation, biological process: carboxylic acid metabolic process. The annotation marks the transcript as partial. The record is from RefSeq and is a predicted model, not a curated record. Gene Ontology annotation, molecular function: oxidoreductase activity, acting on the CH-OH group of donors, NAD or NADP as acceptor. The transcript has 3 exons. Lineage: Eukaryota; Fungi; Ascomycota; Eurotiomycetes; Eurotiales; Aspergillaceae.
AUGUCGAGUUGCAAUUCAAGAUUGGAUCAUCGGGUCGCAAUCAUUGGCGCCGGCGAUGUAGGGGCUGCAGCUGCCAAUGUGCUCAUCCUUCAGUCCGCCACAAGUGAAUUGCUCAUAGUUGAUAUAAACGCAACCCUGAAAAAUGCCCAGGUUAGCGAUCUUUCCGAGGUUAGCUACGUCUGUGGUAGCAAGACACGCGUACGACCUGCCACCCACCAGGAGGCAGCACAAAGCGACAUUGUGCUUAUCACUAUUGGAUCAAAAUAUUACGCUGGUGAAACGAGCGUUCAGCGAACCUACCAAAAACUCUCGAUCAUCCGGAGUGUUAUUACCUCCAUGAAACCAUUUGGGACAACCACGAUUAUUCUCGUUGUGGCAAACCCUGUCGAUCUCUUCACAUCAUUCAUUCACGAUAUUUCUGGUUUACCCGAAUCCCGAGUGAUAGGUUCAGGAACAUGGCUCGAUUCUAUCCGCGUUUCGAGCAUAUUGGCGGAAAAGGCAAAGAUGGCGGCUAGCUCGAUAACCCUCCCCAUCCUGGGUAUCCACGGAAAUUCGCAAGUUGUGGCAUGGUCUGCUGCAAUGGUAGAUGAUACCCCUCUUGAUAAAGCACUUCCACCGACUGCUCUUAAUCGCGACGACGUUCAGAAUGAGUGCGAGAACAGAAAGCAGAAAAUGAUCCGCGGGAAGGGGAAAAUGUCUCUUGGAGUUGGAUCUCUGGUCGCCCGUAUUUGCCAAGCUAUCAUAUCAGACAACGGCAGCGUUUGUCUCAUAAGCCAUUUUCAGCCCAACUGGGGUUGCUGCUUCAGCUUACCCGUGGUCCUGGGUAAAACAGGGAUCGUCAAGACGCUUGAGAUGCCAUUAAGCUCCUCAGAGUCGGAGGACCUAGAGAAAUCGAUAAGGGAACUGAAAGACCGACUUGCGAAUAUUUACGAAGAA